AUGUCGACUUCUAAGCCUUUCAUCCUUUUCUUCAACCCAGUGAGGCAUGCCAAAAGCUUCUAUGCGAAGCUUCAGGAAGAUGAGUUCUUCAAGGAUCUACGAGACAAGUAUAAGAACAUUUUUGCUAUUUACCGAGCUUCUGCUAGUGGUUCAGUCGCCGGCAAGUUUGAUAGGGAGUUUAUUGAUCAGCUGCCUCCAAGUUGCAGGUACAUUUGCCACAACGGAGCAGGUUAUGACCCAAUUGAUACAAAGGCUUGCGCGAACAAGGGAAUUAUUGUGACCAAUGCACCCGAUCCCGUCACAGACGCCACCGCCGACCUGGCCAUUUUUCUCUUACUUGGAGCCUUACGCCAAUUGAGUCCAGCUAUGGCAGCUCUUUGGAAAACUCUUGGUCUCCUUGGUAUGGGUCGAAUUGGCCGUGCUAUCAAAGCACGCUGUGACCCCUUCGGCUUAAAGACAGUUUACCACAAUCGUAAUCCUUUAUCAGCCGAGCAAGCCGCCGGAACUGAGUAUGUCUCAUUUGAGAAGCUGCUUGAGGAAAGUGACAUUAUCAGUAUCAAUGUCCCCUUGAACGCAAAUACGAAGUAUCUGAUCGACGCUGCGGAAAUUUCCAGAAUGAAGCCUGGUGUUAUUAUCAUCAACACCGCUCGAGGUGCGAUUAUCAACGAAGCUGCCAUGACUGAUGCGCUGGAAAGCGGACAUAUUGGCGCUGUCGGCUUGGAUGUCUAUGAACGGGAGCCUGAGAUAAACGAGAAGCUCAUGAAACAGCCACGCGCUCUCAUGGUUCCCCAUGUGGGAACUCACACAACCGAAACACUCGCGAAGAUGGAGACGUGGGCAAUGGAGAAUGCCUGGCGAGCAAUUACUGACAAAGCGCUCUUGUCACCCGUUCCUGAGCAUAAAGGUCUUUGCCAAGCUCAGAUCAGAUAG
This is a messenger RNA of Penicillium malachiteum, 930 nucleotides long. Its product is annotated as D-mandelate dehydrogenase-like dehydrogenase. Gene Ontology annotation, molecular function: NAD binding; glyoxylate reductase (NADPH) activity; hydroxypyruvate reductase [NAD(P)H] activity. NCBI's taxonomy places the organism in Eukaryota, Fungi, Ascomycota, Eurotiomycetes, Eurotiales, Aspergillaceae. The record is from RefSeq and is a predicted model, not a curated record. The coding region runs from base 1 to 930 and encodes 309 amino acids. The transcript has 5 exons. Gene Ontology annotation, cellular component: cytosol.